CCGCCGCGACGAUGAAUAACCCGUUCACAACCAUGAAACACUUAUAAUAACGUUUAGACUUCCUAUUACUUUGCCCCAGCCGUUCACCAGGUUCGCCUUGGGACCGUUUGCGCCUUCUCCGCUCGGCAUUUCCGCCGCCACCCAACAUGGUUGUUUGCCGCUUCUAUCAGCAAGGAAAUUGCAGAUACGGAGAUCGAUGUCGUGAUGAACAUCCAGGUAGUACGCGGGACAACAAUCGCGCGCAGAGUUCGAAUACGAACCGCUUUGGCGUCUUUGCUGGGGGUGACCGCUAUCGUCCAGCGCAGGCAGGUGCAUUUGGAGCUGGACGCGAUCAGAGGCCCAACCCGGCAAGCAAUUACCACAUCAACAAAGACGAUCUUAAAGCAGAUCUCACAGAUCAACGCCCAGUGUAUCCUCUAUCCGCGUAUGGCCCAGGCCGAGAUGCACCUCGUCAGCUGAUCGAGGGACCAUUCGAGAUUAGCCCAGAGGAGCUACGGUUGCGAUUCUACACGCAACGAGCCGCAGGAAAUGUAGCUGUAGCACAACGAGAAGAGCAAGAACUCGCCGCCGGAAUGGAGAAGCAGGUACAAGGUAUUCUCAAGGAUCUGGACGGUGCAAUUAAGUACGUCGUAGACGGCGCAAAUAUACCAGGUAACAGACUUGAUAUAGCCAAAGGCACUGCAAAGGUUGGUAGUACAUCCUCUGGACCCUCGUCAUCAAGCCCGUUUUCUCAAAUGCCUUCAAAUCCCCUCGGUGGCGCAUUCCAAACUCAAACUUCUGCAUCUGGGAAGCCUGUUGCUCCAGCGUUUGGUCAGGCUGGCUUGAGUCCAUUUGGAAGGCCUAUAGGUCAGACCACAGCAUUCGGUCAGCCUUCAAAUCCAGGCCAGGUACCAUCUCCGUUCGGCCAGACGUCAGCUCUGGGAAGUACAGGAGCAUUUGGUAAACCAUCCAUGCCUGGAGCGAGCGCUUUUGGACAACCAUCCGGUUUAGGCCAAGCUACUGGAUUUGGGCAACCCUCAGCGUUGGGUCAAGGCUCAGCAUUCGGGAAGCCGUCGAUGCCGGGAGCUAUAUCAGCAUUUGGGCAGGCGGGAGGUUUAGGGCAGCAGUCAGCAUUCGGGCAGCCUUCCGCACCAGGGGCAGCAUCAGCCUUUGGCAAACCCUCACUCCCUGGGGCAGGCUCUGCACUCGGUCAGACGAAUGCAUUGGCACAGAACUCCGCAUUCGGCAAACCAGGUUUUGGCCAACCAUCUCAACCUGUCGCUGCACCUUCACCAUUUAGCCAACAGCAACAGCAACAGCAACAGCAACAGCAACAGGCACCGCAACCUUCUCCAUUUAGUCAACAACAGCAGCAAGUGAACAAACCCUCUCCCUUUGGCCAACAAACGCAAACAACCCAACCUUCUGCAUUCACUCAACAGCAGCAAGCCACGUCACAAGCAAGUCCCUUCGUUACCCCCGGAUCCCAACAAGCUCCCCCAUUUGGUCAAUCCGGCUUCGGCAAGCCUUCUCCGUCCCCCUUCGGCCAACCUCAGCAACAGUCGUCUCAACAGAACCCCUCGCCCUUCACCCAAGCAGCCCAAAAUCUAGCUGCACCUUCUCCAUUCGGCCAACCACAAUCAUCGCAACCACCGCAACAAAAUGCAUCGCCCUUCGCUCAACAGGCUGUCCCAGCCCCUAGCUCGGCCAUACCUGUAGGAGAGAAAGAUCAGUUCAAGGAGGGAAGACCGGAGGAGUAUGUGGGUGAGGCCGGAAGGAUCCUGGAGGAGAUUUACCGGCGAGUAGCUCAGACUGGAAGAUUCAGGGAUGAUGAGCCGAUUCCACUAGUGCCACCGAAGUGUGAGUGGAUCAUGCCAGUUGAUGCGCUCUAAAUAUGGUGACUUUCGGGUUUAUGGCAUGGCGUAGCGUGGAAUUGAAUGUUGUAAUAUAGUUCUCAGAAAUGUGGGCUUGAAGUUGAAUAUACGGUAUCUAA
Molecule: messenger RNA, 1972 nt
Organism: Lindgomyces ingoldianus
Lineage: Eukaryota; Fungi; Ascomycota; Dothideomycetes; Pleosporales; Lindgomycetaceae
Exons: 4
Coding region: 147-1871 (574 amino acids)
Molecular function (GO): metal ion binding
Source: RefSeq, a predicted model, not a curated record